AUGCGGAGCAUGGCGCGACACUCGGGGCUUGGAGCGUCCCUGGACCGCUGGGAUCAACGUCUAAGCCAACCUGUGUUUCGCUUGAACUUGCCAAAGUGGAUGGAGUUGCUCCUGUCCGUCCCGGGGGCGCUGAUGGGUUUCCCUCACGCCUUCUUUGGGCCCACACCCCUGGCUCUGGCUGCAGCGGCCACUCCCAGUGCCAUCGCCCUGAAGUCGUUGCUGCUGAGUUCGGCACUGGGGGUUGGCAGUUUCUACGCCGGCCUUGCUGGGUGGAUCAACUUCACCAAGUCCACCAAGUUGCUGAUUUUCCUCAUGCCAGGUCUCUGUCUGGUCUUAAGCUCCAAAUUGUCUCCUGAGGCAGCAUACCUGAGCACGUGCAGCCUCAUUUGCGCUUCCUUGGCCGUGGCCGUCUCCAUCCCCCUGAAGGCCCUGACGGAUCGCCCACGGCCAGCCACCAACUGGGCGGAGAAGACGCGACGAAGUGCGCUGCUGUGGCCCUACAUCGAGGCGAUGUGCAAAGGCGGGCAGAGCCGGGAAGCGUUGCCCAGCUCCGAUGCUGCUGUGAUGGCGGCGAAUGCUUUCCUUCUGUGGAGAUUUUGGCAUCACCCGGCUGCACCCUGGGUGGCUCUGAUGUUCUUCGCCUUCGCCUGUUUCGGCCGUAUGUAUUUCUGGGCACAUCAUUGCUUCGACGUCCUCAGUGGCGGCUUCCUGGGGAUUAUGGUUACUCUCUGUGUGUUGCACUUCCACUGGGUUUCCACCCAUCACUUUCUUCUGUCCUUCCUUGUCUUCCUGGUAGCCGUUGCUGCCAUGCAGAAGCGCACGCGCCAUCCCUUGAUGCCUACGCCAUCAGCGCAGGAGACCUUGUGGCUGCUGCAGUAUUUGAAGCACUGGAAGCUCGGGCCGCCCAAUGCUGUGGGCCAAAGUGCAGCUUUGAGCGCGUUGGAACGGAGCUGGUUGUGGCAAGAAGCCCUAGCUCUCUUCCAGGAGUUUCACCAGGCCGAUGGCCAGCGACAUGGCGGAAACGGCGUCGGCGCUGCCUUGAGUGCCAUGGCCACCGGUACACAGUGCAAAGGAGCACUACAACUAUGGCAAGAUGUCCAGGAUUUUCUGGAUCUUCGCUCUCAUCUCAUUUGUCGCAAUGCCUUGAUGACCAGUCUGGGGCGCGCUGCGCGAUGGCAACUCACCUUGCACUUUCUCCAAGAUCAGAAUCAUCGACGACUGGAUCCAGACGCCGUGGCCAUAGGUGCUGCUGUGAAUGCUUGUCAGAAUGCCACCAAAUGGGCACAGGCCAUACACAUGGCGAUGCACUGUGGCGGUGGAAAUGCUGCAGCCUUUGAAGCUGCCAUGAGUUCUUGCGAACGUGCUGCGCAAUGGCAAGCAGCCUUGAGCACAUUGGAGGUCUAUGCGUCCAGCUCUGGGCUGGAUGAAAGCAGUGUGCCAACUUUCAAUGCGGCCAUCAGCGCCUGUGAAAAGGCUGGCCGAUGGGAGGCUUCUCUGGCGGUGCUGCAAAAUCUCGCAACGUUACAGCUUCGGCGUACUGCGGUGUCCUACAACGCAGCAAUCAGCGCCUGUGAGAGGGAAGCUCAGUGGCCUAUCGCUUUUCAGCUCCUCGCAGAGAAGCGAAGUGCCUCGAUGCAGGUGGAUCGUGCCAGCCUGGGCGCUGUCAUCAGUGCCGUUGCCCAGGCCUCAUGGGAGAUCUGUUUGGCCUUGGUUGUGAAUCCUGAAGUAGUUGGAAGAAGGCCUCGAGAUAUUGAUGCCAGCAGUUUGUCCGCUGCGAUUAUGGCCUGCCAACGCGCCAACAGGUGGUCUGUUGCCCUUUGUCUCCAUGCCGCAGAGGGACUUCUCAGCUCUACUGUACUGCAACCAGCCGCGGGGCUCUUUGUAGCCUUGGCGUGCGAAGAAGCUGGUCGCUCGGGGUCCAACUUCCGUGGUACGGUUUGGCGCAGCUUUGCUCAUCAACCCAUCGCAGCCAUUGAUGCGGUCAUGGCCAUGGAAGCUUCCCUGCCGCAGAAUGUUCGCAAUCUUCGCGACGGUCACUUCUGGCAGAAGGUCUUCCGGGUUUCGAUCCUUCAGCUCAGAGGUGUGGAGUUGGAGCAUGGAGUGGAGGCCAGGGACCAUGCUGGUGGAGCAGAGGUAGCAGAUUUCAUCAGGGGCUGUGAACUUAGGAGUGGGGAGGCCAAGUGGCAACAAUGUCGUGUCAUGAAGAAAAUCAAGGGCUGUCAUGGCUUAUGGACACCUCGGCUGGCAAAUCUUCCCAGCUUCAUGUCUGCUUGGGAGGCCAAGGUGGAGCUGCAAUUGAAGCUGGACAUCUGGGUGCGCGCGAGAAUCACCUUCACCCCGUUGGUUAUGGAGAGCACAGGGGCUUGGGAAAGCCAAGCGGCCUGUGUCCUGCACAAGAUCGCCACCGCGGCCGCCCUCCGCUUAGGGCAAGAUCGGGCCCAAGUCUUCCAAACUUUGCUCCAGGAAUUGGGAGUUCUGGGUCGGUCCUUUCGAGCUCGAGCAGUUCUUCGGCGUCGGCUUGCCAUGACGGACAGCCUGGAUAGUCCCAGCCGCAGCGCCAGCCGCCGCCCGGUUCCCGACGACAGGUCGCUGGGACAGGUCGUCGGACAGGUGGGACAGGUCGCCCGGCGGCGCAGCCGUGCGGAGUCGCACCUGAGUCACCUGAGUGCGAACAGCGGGGACAACGGAAGCUUGCAGAGUUCCUUGGAUCCCUUCUCCUACCAGGAGAUCUUGGCUGAUCGAAUCAGAACCAACUUCCAUAGCGAUGGUGAGAUGAGCCGCAGUGUGGAUUCGAUGAAGUUCAAGGCUGACUCUCAAGGCCGCACUUCAAGGAACGUUCGGCACGAAGCUCCAAUGACAGCGGAGCGUGCACUCGCGGCGCUGCAGAUCUUCAAGGGCUGUCGGGAGAACUUUAUCAACUACUUGGCCUCCAAUGGAGAGCACCUGAUGCUGAAACCAGGUGAGUUUCGUGAUCUCCGAGGUCACAAACCUGGUGAGGGUCAAGCCUCUACCGCCGUGGUGGUGCUAAGUGGCACGUUCCGCCUGGAGAUUUCAGGGGUCUGUUGCGAGGAGCUAACUGUGGGACAGGCCUUCGGCUUUGCGGAUGUGCUGGCGGCAGGCUCUGAGAGUUACUCCCAGAAAAGUGGCGCGUGUACUACUGCCGCCGCGGUCUCUUUGAGAGCCAUCGCCAAGAUCGCGGAGGCGCGGCAUCCGCCGGGUUCCAGUCGCAGUAGCAGCAUCCGAGCACCAUGGAGUUGCUUCUUGCUGCGCUCUUCCGCACUGCGCCGUGCAUUGCAGGAAUAUCCCUCGGCACAGGUGACUCUCCAAGCUUUGUUGCAGACCUUCCGCACCAUGGAUUUGACCAAACCACUCUUGCCCGCCUUGCAGUGCAACGAUGCUGCGAAGGUCUUGUUGUCGAGGAGUUCAACCAGGCACAUCCUUUGCGCUGGUGAGAACAUUGUGAAUCAGAACAAGAGGAAGUACGAGGGAGUGAUUCUCCUGCUUCGUGGCACCGUGUCGUUGCAGAUCAAUGGUGUUGAGGCUCGACAAAUUACUGACGGACAGGUGGUGGGUGAAGAGAUGCUGAUGAAAGUGACGCCCAAAUGGAGGUACAGCCUUUGCUGUUUGACUUUCUGCGACGUGAUCAUCUUGCAUCGCCGGCCCUUUCUCAACCUGGUAAAAGAAGCGAAACCACCCAGUUCAUCAGAAGAAGGACUCGAGUGUCAGCGCUUGGCUUUCCUGCUGGCGGGUCCAUGGCGCGAGGAGCAAGUCAUCGUCUCCCUGCCCAUCUUCCAUGGCUUCGAUGGAAAUUUUCUAAGUGUUUUACCGCAGCUGAUGGAGACGCGAGUUGUGAUGCCAGGGCACAAAAUUUGGGAAGCCACCCCCGAGGAGAGAUCUCUCUUUCUGCUGCUUCAUGGAACAGCUGACGAGAUCCUGACGACCUACAAGAAGCGACGUGCCUCACAGCUGACCCAAGCCAGGUUGAAAGGCGGACAGGCGUCGGAGUAUUUGGUGAGGACUUCCCGGAGAACAUUGAACCAGGGCUCCUGUGAAGGAGGAGCACAUAUGCUUGGCCUCAGGAAGGCGGGUGACAUCAAGGUCAUGGCUCGCAGCAUCGUGGUGGUGGCCAUUUUGCAUCGCCCGGUCUUUCUGUACCUCUUGCACGCGCAGAACGUGAAGAUCCAGGCUCCAGAGGUACUGAAGAUGCUGGGCGAGGACUUGGACAUAGAGGAAGAGGCAGAGGAGGAGUAUCCCACCGCGGAGAGCCUGGAGGCUUGUCUUCCAAUCCUCCGAGGCCUCGAUGAGGCCUUUAUGGCUUCACUGUUGCGCGGGGGAAGCAGCUGCUUCUACAUGGAAGGGCAGCAGCUUUGUCCUCCGCGCAUCCUCUGUGAGUCCCUGUUUGUGGUGCUCCGGGGCGAAGUUUGGACCGAAAUGAAUGGCAUCUUUUUGGAGAAGUAUUGCCAAGGGCAGGCGCUUCACAUCUUAGCCCUGGCGUUGGGCUUCAUCCCUUCCUAUGAGUCGCGCUGCAUCCGCAUCAGCGAAGUGUGGGCCCUGCCACGCAAAGUUCUGAUGACGUCCCUUGAUCGCUAUCCGUCCAUGAAACGGAUCUUAGCUGUUUUGACCUCCAUGCAACUCUCAAGGCUGACCAGCGCUGGUCCAACAGAACACAAGGAGGAAGCCACACCGCCUCUGGUGACGUCUCCGUCCAUGGCACCGACAUCUGGUGACUUCGCAGGGCCCGUGGACUUGGCGGCGCUGGCGCUCUUUCAGGGCAGCUCCACGGACAUGUUACAUUGGAUCCAGGAUAACUUGGAGCCCAGGAUUUUCUUCUCUGACAGCUGCCUCUUUCGCGAAGGAGACCACUCGGAGAGUUUUUACAUCGUGUGUAAGGGUGCUGUCAGUUUGGAGAACGCCACCAGCCAGGAGACCUGUGGCCCCGGUGGUACCUUUGGAGAAGCGGGGCUUCUGGCAGUGUCCGAGACCGCCUCGGUGACGGCGAGCUCCCUAGAGACGUCCUUGAUUCAGGUCCUUCAUCGGCAAGUCUUCUUGAAAGGCGUGGCCUCCUUUCCCGCAGAGGUGGAGCACUUUGAUCAGUUGGCUGUGAAGCUGCUUCAAUCCAACGAUGCCUUGAAUCACGUGCCCAUCUUGGAGGGCUGCUCUGAAAGCUUCAAGAUGCAGUUGGCGCCCAAAUGCACCACGCGACUCUUGCGGGAAAACGAGUGCUUGGUGCAGAAAAGCUCCACACGAGGACGCCUUUGUGUGAUCCGAAGCGGUUCCGCCGUGGUGGAGGAAAAUCGGGGUGCGAGGACAGACACCAAAGAGUCGCAGGGCAGCAAGAGCUGUUUUGGGAGGCGAUUAUGCAAAUGGGACAUUGUCAAUGCCGAUUUGGUCCUUGGAUUGGUGCCACUGGCACCGCACAACGUCAUUGUGGAUAACUUCUGCGCGGUCACUGAGAUUCAGGACACGGAUUUCAUCAACAUCCUGCAGAACUUUCCCGAGGAGGUCCCAACCCUGGUGUCUCGGCUCAGUGGUUUGUGGCCUAUGGAGGUGGAUCAAAUUUCCUUCUUCAGCGGUAUGGCGUCCUCGAACUUUCAGCGUCUCAUGAAGGAAGGUGAGUGGAACAUGCAUAUGGCGGAGCGAACAGUGGUGAGGCAAAAUCGCGAAGGCACGGCGCUGCAUUUGCUCUGCUACGGUUUGGCCGUGCGACUGGUUGACGACGUGAUCCUGGGAAAUCCACUAGCUCAGGGUGAGGUCGUUGGCCGCGCGAACUUCUUGGGCUUCACCAAGCGCUAUCCUGUCACAGUGCGGACACAGAGUGUGUGUCACUUUCGUACCAUGUAUCACUCGCAGCUCGUAGAGAUGCUGGAGACCGACUUCCCCCUGCGUGAAUGGUUCGAGCUGGCCAAGGUGCAAAACUACGCUGAGUACAACCACGCUCAGCAGAAGGUGGAAAUCUUCCGCGCCAAAAUGAGGCGCCGGACGGAACAAGCCUUCGACAAGCAUGUACGCUUUACCCGCGCCAACCGCAACAAAAAGCAAGGCCUCAUCGACACCAAGGCCAAAAGACUGGUAGAGCAGUUUCUCCAGAGCACCCAGAAGAGGCUCCCGGAGUCGCCGGAGGAGAGAAGUCCAUGCUCGCAGAGACGAGACGUCAGCGAGGACUGGGUUGCACUGCAAGAAGCUUACACCAUGCUCAGGCGAACAGCAGCAACUCCAGGCAAUGCUUCGCAGAGCCUGGAGGGGACUUCCGCUGAGGGCCAGUUGGAACAAAGCAGCACCAGGUCAGGCUUUUCGGGCUCUGAACAAAGCUUUCAGGCCGAAGAAAGAGAAGCCUCCAAGAAGAGGAGCACAACAGGAGGAGCUGCUUCGAGUGCUUCGAGCUCGCAAGUGGUGCUUCGUAAGCGGCUCCCCGGCACAGGCAGUUGGAGCGUCAGUGGCCCGGGUGAUCUUCGACACAUCAAGGUGGCCAUUCAUAGCUUCUGCCAAGCGAAAGAGAAGGACCAUUUAAAGAGUCGGCUCUUGCGAAUCAUGCGGAACAACUACGAGACAGGCACAGCCACGCUGGAAGAUGAUGAUGAGAGUGUGUCAGAGGAGGAGCCGCGGCGAACGCAGGAAGCAUCGUUGGGCGUUCGACCACCUCCCAGGCUAAAUGCCGAGGAGUUACAACGCUUAGAUGACCUGCUGCCGGCGUUGCCGGGGAAGGACUUCACCUCGUCAGACACCUCGACAUCACGCUUGGGGCGUGCGCUCCAUCGAAAGUUCCAACAUUUGACGAAGGUCACAUCGAGAAAAGAUGCCAGGGCGCAGGUGAGCAGAAGCAGCGGCGUAGCCCGAAGCGUUGAGAUACGUUGA
Molecule: messenger RNA, 6852 nt
Organism: Cladocopium goreaui
Lineage: Eukaryota; Dinophyceae; Suessiales; Symbiodiniaceae
Source: the annotation of a GenBank genome assembly